Messenger RNA from Vicia villosa (hairy vetch), 1147 nucleotides. Its product is annotated as MYB-like transcription factor EOBII. Gene Ontology annotation, biological process: regulation of DNA-templated transcription. Lineage: Eukaryota; Viridiplantae; Streptophyta; Magnoliopsida; Fabales; Fabaceae. The record is from RefSeq and is a predicted model, not a curated record. Gene Ontology annotation, molecular function: DNA-binding transcription factor activity; sequence-specific DNA binding. The transcript is spliced from 3 exons. The coding region runs from base 3 to 749 and encodes 248 amino acids. Gene Ontology annotation, cellular component: nucleus.
UUAUGAUUUCCAUCUCUCUACUUCACCUUUCACUCACACACACUCUUUCUCUCUAUCUUCCUCUCUUAUAUUCUCACUCAUAUAUACAUGCAAAAAUAAUGGACAAAAAACCCUGCAACUCAUCUCAAGAUCCUGAAGUGAGAAAAGGACCAUGGACCAUGGAAGAAGACUUGAUUUUGAUCAAUUAUAUUGCAAAUCAUGGAGAAGGUGUUUGGAAUUCCUUGGCCAAAGCUGCUGGUCUUAAACGUACAGGAAAGAGUUGUAGGCUUCGAUGGUUAAACUACCUUCGUCCGGAUGUUAGAAGAGGGAAUAUUACACCUGAGGAGCAACUUUUGAUCAUGGAACUUCAUGCAAAGUGGGGAAAUAGGUGGUCCAAAAUUGCAAAGCAUCUUCCAGGAAGAACCGACAAUGAGAUUAAGAAUUUUUGGAGGACUAGGAUACAAAAGCACAUUAAGCAAGUUGAUAACCCUAAUCAACAAAAUUUUCAGCAAAAAAUGAGUUUAGAGAUAAAUGAUCAUCACCACCAUCAUCAUCAACAACCAAGUAGUAGCCAAGUUUCUACUUUGGUAGAGCCAAUGGAAACUUAUUCUCCAACUUCAUAUCAAGGAACUUUGGAGCCAUUUCCAACUCAUUUUCCAACUAUCAAUGAUCAUCAUCAUAACACAAAUGGUUGUGCCAAUGACAACAAUACCAACACUUAUUGGAGCGUGGAGGAUUUCUGGUCAAUGCAAUUACUCAAUGGAGAUUAAAUUAAUCAAUGGUUAACCAAAUCAUAUCUCUAAAUAAUUAAUAUAUAAAUAAAUAUAAUAAUAUAUAUUUUCAUAAGUGCAAAUAUAUGCCACUUAUAAGCUAGAAUAUUAUAUAUCUAGCUUAAUAACAAAUAUAUAAUUAGGCAUAUGUUCAUAAAUAAGUAGUAGUUUAAUUUGAGUUUGGUGUUAAUUAUGAACUAAGUUAGUUAUGGAUUGUAAUAUAGGUGCAUAAUAUAUACUUUUAUAAGUAUAUUUGCAUGCUUUUUCAUUUAUUUUUAUUAUAAAGUAAAUGAGUUAGUAGGUGGUGAAUUAUUAUGUGAGAUAUGUGUUUGAGAAACCGCAAACUUUGAAGAAAAAACAUGCUAUUAUUUUAGUAAAAUCCUAUAUUAUUAUUCCAA